UUCAAGUUCGUAGGGACGUCACGUCCGCACUUGAACUUGCAGCUCAGGGGGGCUUUUGCCAUUUUUUUCAUCUCUCUCUCUCUCUCUCUUCUUUCCCCCCCGACUGUUUCUCCCUCUCUUGCACAGAAAGGAAAAAAAGAAAAAGAAAAAGCCAUGACUGCUAUCCCACAAUUCAUCUUCCCCGCGCCAUCUUUGUAUUAUUUCUAAUUUAUUUUGGAUGUCAAAAGACAUUGAUGAAGGUAUUUUCUCUGGAGUCUCCUUCCUUGCUCACCCGGCGCUUCCCGAUGUGAUCCGAGCGAGAGAGCUCCGUGCGCGCCCGCCCGAGCAACCAACACCACAAUGUCUCGCCGCAAGCAAGGGAAACCCCAGCACUUAAGCAAACGGGAAUUUUCGCCUGAACCUAUUGAAGCCAUUCUUACAGAUGACGAACCAGAUCAUGGUACUUUGGGAGCUCCAGAAGGCGACCACGACCUCCUUACCUGUGGCCAGUGUCAGAUGAACUUCCCUUUGGGGGAUAUUCUUAUUUUUAUUGAGCACAAACGGAAACAAUGCAAUGGCAUUCUUUGCCUAGAGAAGGCUGUGGAUAAGCCCCCUUCGCCCUUGCCAAGCGAGCUGCGAAAAACUUCCAAUCCUGUGGAGGUUGGCAUCCAGGUCACACCUGAGGAUGACGAUUGUUUGUCAACGUCAUCUAGAGGAAUUUGCCCCAAGCAGGAACAUAUAGCAGAACGGGUCCGCAACUUCUGGUCCGUGGACUGGCACCAGUCGGCAGCAUACCAGAAAUCGGGCUGCGCAAACAAGCGCAGUGCAGGCAGCACAUGAAAUAACAUUCCCAUCGGUCUGCAGAAAAACCUCACUCCAUGGAACCAGUCCCUGGUGCCCAAAAGGUUGGGAGUCAUUGGUCUAGAACAAUUAAUGAAAGUGAGAAGGAGUGACUAUUUUGCAAAAAGCAUUAAUUUGCUGUUUGACAAGUCGCUUUUUGGGGACUCCAACCAUAUUUUUAAAAUGUAUCAAUUAAUACUUGCUGAUAUUCAGUUGUGAAUAUAUUUUAUGUAUGUAUGUGGAAUGCAAAUAAUGUAAACUUUUGAGAUUAUAAAAUGGGGUCCUUCUGUGAGUUCCAAGUCUUUUUUAUGGAUAGAU
Molecule: messenger RNA, 1137 nt
Organism: Thamnophis elegans (Western terrestrial garter snake)
Lineage: Eukaryota; Metazoa; Chordata; Lepidosauria; Squamata; Natricidae
Product: B-cell lymphoma/leukemia 11A-like
Exons: 3
Coding region: 340-819 (159 amino acids)
Biological process (GO): negative regulation of dendrite development; regulation of transcription by RNA polymerase II
Cellular component (GO): nucleus
Molecular function (GO): DNA-binding transcription factor activity; RNA polymerase II cis-regulatory region sequence-specific DNA binding
Source: RefSeq, a predicted model, not a curated record